Messenger RNA from Aspergillus terreus NIH2624, 2874 nucleotides. Its product is annotated as F-box domain protein. The record is from RefSeq and is a predicted model, not a curated record. Gene Ontology annotation, biological process: carbohydrate metabolic process. Gene Ontology annotation, molecular function: hydrolase activity, hydrolyzing O-glycosyl compounds. Lineage: Eukaryota; Fungi; Ascomycota; Eurotiomycetes; Eurotiales; Aspergillaceae. The transcript has 9 exons. The coding region runs from base 1 to 2874 and encodes 957 amino acids.
AUGGGUUUUCUAAGCCGACUGCGCAAGCGCUCCAAAAGCCAGAGUCGCGUGAGGAGAAACCCCUCCUGGGACCUGCGCUUCGAAUCCCACGACCCUCUGCCUCCGUUACCCCCGUCGGGCCCCGAUUACACCCAGAAGCUCCCACGCCCCGUGCUCCGUCGGAUUUUCGCCUCGGUCUGCCCGCAUACCGUGGAUAACAGUUAUGAUACCUCGGAGGAGUCGAUGACCGAUGAUGGCUGCAUGCUGUGUGAUAUGCGCGAUCUCGCCCACUGUGCGCUCACCUGCAAGCGCUGGUUCACCGAUGCACGCGAAUUGCUUUACACCCACGUCCGCAUCGACCCCGUCCAUUAUUGCGAACUCGAGGUCGAAUUGGCCGCCAAACGGAAACGUCGCUCCUUCUUCGACCGCAAUGGCGACCCCAUUGACGCCCCAUUGGUGCGCCUGAACCUCUUUAUGCGAUCGGUCCGACAGUCUCAGGGUCUGGGAAAUAUGGUGUUAUCCUUGCGCAUGCCUUAUAUGACCCGGGAGGCCAGCAAGGCGGACAUCGCCCGCACCGUCUCGGUUCUACCCAAUCUGCGCUACGUGGACCUCCCGGCCGGCAUCUACAGUGACGACCAGUCCUGUUUGGCCUUGAAGCAAGAGCUCAUGGCCCGCUGUCCGGAUAUCCGCCGGAUGAGUUACCGUCACGGUGCCGAAGGGAGCUUCUCCCAAAUCCCCUCCUCGCACUUGUGGGUGAACCUGGAAGUCCUAGAGCUAUCCAGUCUACACAUCGAGCCCAACAUCCUGCGGUUCGGUCUGGGGUCGUUCCCUCGGCUGCGGGAUCUGACCUUGAGCGACCUUCCCUGGUUGGACGACCCCGCCUUUGCUCCCUCCCAGUCUCUCCCCCCAUUUCCACCCGUACAACGGCUCACACUUCGAGAUACCCCUAAUGUCACGGCAAGCGGGCUUGCCGGUUACUUCGCUCAUUCUUCGAACCGCAAUGCGCUGGUGUCUCUCACACUGUCCACGACGGGAGUCCAUCCGGCGACUUUGCAUCAAAUCGUCGCUGCUACGCCCCGUCUACGUGCCUUGUCGGUGGUCCAAGAGGUUGCGCGGUCGUUCCCCGCGGACAAGGUGCCACCACUGGCGUCGAGGUCGCUUGAAUUGUUCCACUACGAGAUUACCUCUGCUUCGGGAUCCUAUGGCCUUCCUCCCGUAGCCCCAUCGUACUAUAACUACUUGGUGUCUUCCUUGGUGUCCAACACGCUUCCUGCCCUGCGCGACCUCUAUGUCCGGGACUCCAACUUCCCCGAGACGCUGCUACUUGCGCCGCCGCCUCGACUGUUUGGCGGCGGCGAAAACGGACCCCAGUUUGCUGGCGUCCUGGCCCAGCCACUCAAUGUGUACAGCAAGGGGCUGGAUGAACUGGAAUGGAACUUUACGCCGUACGAGCCCCCGGCCACGCGAGGGCGCCGAGACAGCACCACGCGGCCUGUGAGUUUUCACGACGCGCAGCUCGGUCGGUCCUGGGGCGGAGACGCCCGGAAAAGCGUGUUGGUUGGAAACGGAUUCGGCGGAUUCCUGGCAGUACCCGUGGACAAUGAACGGCCUCGCAGUAGUGGUGGUUGGCGACGGGAGAGUCGACAGGAUCUAUGGCGACUGAAACACAACACGGACAUCCACCUCCACCGGAGUUUCACCUGUUUAUACUGCAUCGUACCGAAGCAAUUGAAUCGCAAUGGCGAGGGUCGCCUCCCAGCCCUAGGCUGGAACUCCUGGAACGCAUUCAACUGCGACAUCAACGCGACCAAGAUCCUUACUGCGGCCGAACAGGUCGUGAAUCUGGGCCUGAAGGAUCUAGGCUACGAAUACAUCAACAUCGACGACUGCUGGUCCGUCAAAGACCACCGCGACCCCAACACGCAGCGCAUCAUCCCCGACCCGACCAAGUUCCCCAAUGGAAUCUCAGGCCUUGCGUCGCAGAUCCACGGCAUGGGCCUGAAAGUGGGAAUCUACAGCAACCUGAAAUACGACAACUGCGGCGUCCCACAGAACUGGACAGACCAAUACAGCUUCUGCGUCCCUGACAGCUACGACGACACCGUCUUCCCCAACGGCACCUGUCCGGACCUCUCCAACCCUGCCCCCGCCGACUACAACUGGAGCACCUCGCGCACCGCCCAGCGCUAUACCGCCAUGCGCGACGCCCUCCUCGCCGUCAACCGGACGAUCUUGUACUCGCUGUGCGACUGGGGGCCAGGCGGACCGGAAUGGUCGCGCAUCGCGGAAAUCGCCAACGAGAAUAGCUUCCUCAUGAACUACGUCGGGUUCUGGGGCCAUCCGGACCCGGACAUGCUGGAGGUCGGGAACGGGAAUCUGACGCUGGCGGAGAACAGGGCGCAUUUUGCGCUGUGGGCGGCGAUGAAGUCGCCUCUGAUUAUCGGGACGCCGCUGGACCAAAUCGACGACGCGCACCUAGCCAUCCUAAAGAACAAAUACCUCCUCGCGUUCAACCAGGACGCCGUCGUGGGCCGGCCGGCGUACCCCUAUAAAUGGGGGUAUAACCCGGACUGGACGUUUGAUGCGGCGCACCCGGCGGAGUACUGGUCCGGGGCGUCGGUGGCGCUGAACGGGACGCUGGUGGUGAUGCUUAAUUCGGAGGACGGGACGAGCACGCGCACGGCGGUGUGGAGUGAGAUCCCGGAGUUGAAGGCGCUGAAUGGCACUCGGGGGAUGGGGAGGGCACGGGGACGGGCACUGGGACGGCGGGCUGCGGGCGGGUUCAAGGUGACGGAUGUGUGGACGGGGGAGGAUUUGGGGUGCGUGGGGGAGAAGUAUAGUGUGGAGUUGGAGAGUCAUGAUGCGGCUGUGUUGGUUGUUGGGGAGGGUUGUUAG